UACGUUGGGAACACAUCACACAUCCGACAGCGCUCGGAGAGAGGGGGGAGUGACUGUGCUUCGCCUAAACCUAGAGCGCCCCUCACACUGACAGGCGAGUUUUACUCCGGGAUACCAUGUCUAUCCCCGAAACUGACAGCCAGAGUGGCCACUAGUGAACGGGAGACAAAGGCACUCUGAGCCACAGAGACCGUUUGUCUACGUGUGCUCAGUUGGCGGUUCACGGGCGUUUAGAGUGUUUUUCACCAAACUCUGGAGGAUGCGCGUGGACAUGAUUGCUAUUCGAAUUUUGUCCGGGUUGAGCGUGCUGGUCCUACAUGCCCAUGGCGCGAGAGUUGUUAGCGGCCAGACGGUGUGCCAUGGGGGCCCAGAGCAGCCGUGCUACAAGAUCGCCUACUUCCACGACAUGACGAGCCGCGUGGCCUUCUGGGAGGCGAGCCAGGCGUGCGAGCUGGACGGCGGCGCGCUGCUGAGCGUGGACAACGCGUCCGAGCAGCGCCACAUCGAGUGGCUCCUGCAGGAGCUCACCAGCGUCGCCGACGGAGACUUCUGGAUCGGGCUGACCCGCUCGGACGGCGACAGCACCCAGGAGCACGCCGGGUUCACGUCCUGCCCCGACCUGUACCGCUGGAGCGACGGGAGCGUGUCGGAGUUCAGGAACUGGUACUUUGACGAGCCGUCGUGUGGGGGCGAGGCCUGUGUGGUGAUGUACCAUCAGCCCACGGCGCAUCCCGGACUGGGCGGAGCCUACCUGUACCAGUGGAACGACGACAGAUGCAACAUGAAGCACAACUUCAUCUGCAAAUAUGAGCCAGAGAGCCAUUUGGUGAAGGAACAAGGGGACAGGCCUGGAGUCCGUGAGCCAGACGCUCACGCACCAGAGGAGGCUACGGAGAUGAAGCCAGCUGUGGACCCCGAGGGCGGGGACAGUCCCGUGUUAGUGGCUGAUCCCUCAGGUAUGUUCCUGGUGUACGUGAUCAUUCCCACCAUCCCCCUGCUGCUGCUCAUCCUGGUGGCGUCCGGGACCUGCUGCUUUCAGAUGCUCAGCAAGAGCAAGCCGAGGACCAAGACCAGCGUUACCCAGUCCACGCUCUGGAUCUCCAAGAGCCCCAAGUCAGGGAGCGCCAUGGAGGUGUGAGAGCGGGCACACACAGCAACACGUCGCUCCCCCGUGGCCGCGGGAAGGAGGCGCGUUGCUCCCCUUGUGGGGAGGUGAAAGAGACACUGUUGUCCGCUUUGUGCAAAGUUCCGCUUAACCCCUCCGCUCGUCUGCAGAGCAGUGUGUCGUCUCAAUGUGUAACUGUCCACCGGUCAAGGUCCUCCGUGACAAAGGAUCCCAGUCUUCUGUGUGAAACUGCAUGUUUUUAAUCGCAUUAGUGGGUGUCUCGUCAGCGUUCACCAACAAUAGCCCUCUACCUGCCAUUCAUCCAUCCAUCCAUCCAUCCGUCUUCUCUCAUUCCUCACAUCUCUCUCCAUCUCAUUCUCUUUCUCUCUCUCCACCACCUACUCCCCUCACACAUCUUGCCUCCUCCUCCUCCUCCUCCUCCUCCUCCUCCUCCUCCUCCUCCUCGUCCUGCUCCUCUCCUCCCCUGGCGUGAGGGGGAGCCUCUCCUCCUCGUGCUCUCCGUUGCUAGGGGAGUCUCUCUCUAAUUGGCCCCGAGCGCAGGGAGGGAAUUGAUUACAGUAAUUAAGCCGGAUGCAAAUGGGACGGAGAGAAGAAAGCGGGAUUAAGCGUCUCAGCUGACGCAAAUAGGGUCACCGCUAUCGAGGACUUUGAUGAACACAGACAUACACACACACACACACGCACACACAUACACGCUCAAAAAGAAAUGAAACAGCACCAAAAGUCGAACUAAGUCCACUGUGUGUGCGUGCGUGUAUGUGUGUGUGUGUGUGAGAGAGAGAAAGAGACAGAAAGGGGGUGGGGUUGGCAGAAAAAAGGGAAAACUCUCAAGUGCUCUUCCUAUGAAAUUUCAACUUCGUUCCAAGAAAAAAGGAGAAAAGUCCCUCUUCAGAGACACAUUUAUCUCUCAAAGCAACUGUGCCCAUGGUUUGGAAAAUGAGUUCUAGUAAUUUGUGAAUUUGCCAAUUUAAUGUUUUAGGCUGUAUUGCACUGAUGACCAAUAUAGUGUUUUAGGCUGUAUUGCUUUAUGAACAGUUAGCUGAUAUAAGAUCCCAUUAACCAGCAGUAGGCUAAAUGUUAAAGGCAUCCGUGGCAAAUAACUGAAAACUAUGAAACACUACAUUCAAAAGAAACAUUUCACGAGUUUGAUAUUUUUAGUUCUUAAACACAGACAAUAUUGUAAAUUUUUGCAUGUGCAGCUUUAUGAAAUACAUUUCCGUUUUAAAAUAUUAACUUCUAUUUUGUAUAAUUGCCUAUAUUUGACAUAAAUUCUGUUUAUUUAAAUCACCUGAACAUAUUUAUACAGUAUUAUAAUCCAUAAUGUCACACUUAAAGGAGGAAUGCGCCAUGUUUUCACAUAGAUCAUCUCUCUUUCUCAAGGUCACCGUGUGUAAAUAAAAAAUAAACAAAAACAAAAUCGGUUUUACGUGCUCGAGUCGCUAAAGCCAGCAGCUGAUGCAGGGAGACAGCUACAGCGUAGAGUAGAGUAACGGAGAUGUAUGUGAAAAUUCACUGCAUUUCCCCUUGAAGUCAUUCCUCCAUUCAUUCAUGUGUUAACGACUAUCUAAACUUGAACAGAAACAAACAAAGUCAUUGUGAAACCAGAUCUACACUUGAUCUGGGUCAGAGGCAUCUGCCAACUUGGAAGUGUUUAAUUUAUUAGAAUGUGUGUGUGUGUGUGUAUGUGUGUGUGUGUGUCAGUUAAAUAACUAUUCAUGUUGAGGAAAAAAAACGACAUGAUUCACCGAGAGUGCGCAGCUGUAGGUUGUGCGGAUGUUAAGAUCAGUGUGUGUUGCUGGUGGUUGUGCGGAUGUUAAGAUCAGUGUGUGUGCUGUUGGUUGUGAAGGAUGUUAAGAUCAGUGUGUGUUGCUCUGAAUGUUUUCUAUUCAUCUCUUCAGCGCCUCUCUCCUGCAGCAUGUACAGCACAGGACUCUCUUUCGUCUCUAAAGAAAAGGGAUUAUUUUUCACUCCUACUGUACCUCCUUUUGUGAACAUGAAAAUAAAAGUGCUUAGUGUGUG
Sardina pilchardus (European sardine) is the source of this 3145-nucleotide messenger RNA. It is a transcript of the gene chodl, whose product is annotated as chondrolectin. The record is from RefSeq and is a predicted model, not a curated record. NCBI's taxonomy places the organism in Eukaryota, Metazoa, Chordata, Actinopteri, Clupeiformes, Clupeidae. Gene Ontology annotation, cellular component: cytoplasm. The transcript is spliced from 7 exons. Gene Ontology annotation, biological process: positive regulation of axonogenesis. Bases 260 to 1138 code for a protein of 292 amino acids.